UUCCUUAUAUAGUAUGAGUAAUGGAUUUGGAUUUCCAAAGAGAACAUAUAUGGAAAUUAACGUUGUCAACAUCGAUGAGGUUGUCCUCCAAGAUUUGUGCACGCCGAGAUUAUCCUCGGAUGGACGGAAAAUUCCUAAAGUUCCACAAUGUUUACGAGAUGAGAACAAGGACCAUCUUUACAAUCCAGAGAUUGUUUCUUUUGGGCCUUAUCAUCAUGGAAACCCAAAUUUCAAAUUACGGAGGAAUACAAAUAUAAAGUGAUUCAACACUUGAUUCCAGGGCACAAUGACGUGGUUAAUAAUUACAAUAGUUUUCUUGUUAGCAUCAAGGAAAUCAGAGAUUGUUACGUUGAAGGUUCUACGGACCGUUAUAGUGAUGCUGAGUUAGCUCGAAUGAUGCUCCUCGAUGCGUGUUUACUUUUGAGCUUUAUGCUAGAUAUCAACUCUGCUUGUCGUGCACUUGACGCAGCAACAAGAUUUGCAAUUUUCAAUGAUAUAAUGUUACUCGAGAACCAAAUUCCACUCUGGAUUCUCAAGAGGUUGGCCACCUCGAUAUAUGGUGAUGGUAAUAUUAUUGCAGAAGGUAAAACGUACUCGUCCUGGGAGGAAUUGCUUGGCGAGUUCUGCAAGCAAACGGUUUACUGGGGGUCUCUGCGCAAGGCAAUUGAAAUAGGGAGUAGUGAUGAGGAUUAUCUUCAUCUUCUUCAACUUUAUUGGGAAGUACAUGUCUCUGGUUACAAUACUGGACGGCAUAAUGCAGUAGCAACACCGUCAACCUGCUCCCAAAAGUAUUUCAGAUGCGCCGCAGUUUCCACAAAAGAAAGAAAGGUUGAUGUCAACUCGUUUCGGUCAGUUAGAGACCUCAAAUCAAAAGGCAUUUGGUUUAAGCCAAGUAGCCAACAAACUCUCAGAGGAAUCAAAUUCAAAUCUUACUGCUUGUUUGCGCAGCUCGAGCUUCCACCUUUAUUUAUUGACGCCGGCAUGCCGGUAUUGUAUGCGAACGUGAUAGCUUAUGAGAUGAGCAAUACUGGCAGCUGGGCAGUUGCCCUUGAGAUAACAAAUUAUGUCAACUUUUUGAAAUCGCUCGUAAUAAGCGCUGGGGAUGUCAAAGAAUUACGAGAGCAAGAAAUACUCUUCAAUUGUUUAGGAACAGAUGAGGAAGCCAACAAAGUAUUGCAAGAGAUUCCCGCUGGUCGUAUAUUUUCCUUUGGUAACAUUUUGAAUGUCGCAUUGAAAAUUCAACAACAUACUAGCAGCAAAAAAAGAAUAUUUUUGGCAGAGUUGUUUUGGACUCAUUUUAGUAGUCCAUGGUCAUUUAUGACUUUGCUUGUAGCAAUUGUACUACUUGGCUUAACUCUCGCCCAAACCUAUUUUACUAUCUAUCCUAGGAAGUAAUGUAUUUAUGUAGCCACUAUUCUAUAUGUACUUUGGUAUUUGGAAUUAAUAAGCUCUACAGUUUUGCUUUU
Messenger RNA from Lycium barbarum (goji berry), 1466 nucleotides. RefSeq names its product UPF0481 protein At3g47200-like. The coding region runs from base 394 to 1395 and encodes 333 amino acids. The transcript is spliced from 2 exons. Lineage: Eukaryota; Viridiplantae; Streptophyta; Magnoliopsida; Solanales; Solanaceae. The record is from RefSeq and is a predicted model, not a curated record.